This is a messenger RNA of Fraxinus pennsylvanica, 1866 nucleotides long. Lineage: Eukaryota; Viridiplantae; Streptophyta; Magnoliopsida; Lamiales; Oleaceae. The record is from the annotation of a GenBank genome assembly.
AUGGCAACGUUAAUCCCACAUAUUACCUUCAGUUCUCCUUCAAUCUCAACACGGCACCCCUCGUUCAAGAAAACCCACAAAAAAAAUCGUCUCAGAAUCUCCAAAACGCCUCGAAAACCCAUCAAAUUUAAAGAAGCAUUGUUAUCACUCACCAGUAGUAUAAGCUCCAAUUAUAAUCAAAACCAGUGUCUAGACGAAGCUCUGUCAUUGGCGCUUGAUUUUUGUGCAAGCGAGAAGUUCCUAUGUCAAGGCAGACAAACACAUACCCAUAUAGUAAAAGGCAACCAUGUCUGUGAUUUAGUGUUCCUGAAUACAAAGCUCGUGCUUAUGUAUGGGAAAUGUGGAUGUUUAUCACAUGCUGAGAUGGUGUUCGAUGGAAUGUUUGAAAGAAGUAUUUUUACUUACAAUGCUAUGCUUGGUGCUUACGUGUCAAAUGGGGAACUUUUGAAAGCAAUAGAACUUUAUGCUGAAAUGGGAAACUUGGAUAUCCCUGUGGAUGCCCAUACUUUGAGUUGUGUAUUGAAGGCAUGUGGUGGUGUUAAAGACUUGUUUUUUGGGAGAGAAAUUCAUGCAUUGGCGAUAAAAUUUGGGUUCGUUUGUAAUGAUAUUUUAGUUAAUUCUUUAGUAAGUAUGUAUUCCAAGUGCCAUGAUCUUAAUGCAUCAGAAUUGUUAUUUCAUAGAGUGAGUAGUAGAGGAGAUGUUGUGCUUUGGAAUUUAAUGAUAACUGCAUAUUCAUUAAAUGGGAUGAGGAAAGAAGCUUUGAGGCUUUUGGUCGAAAUGUGGAAUCUUGGCGUUACCCCCAGUACUUACACUUUUGUGGCUGCCCUUCAGGCAUGCGAGGAUCCAAUUCUUGGGAGUUCAGGCAUGGAAAUCCAUGCUGUUGUUUUGAAGUCUGGUUUUUAUCACGAUAUCUAUGUUGCUAAUGCUUUGCUUAUCAUGUACACAAGAUGUGGGAAAUUGGACGAAGCUGAGAAAGUUUUUAUGCGUAUGGAUGAGGGGGAUUAUGUUUCCUGGAAUUCAAUGUUAUCCGGUUAUGUUCAAAAUGGCCUUCAUAAUGAAGCGCUGGAUUUGUUUACUGAGAUAUUCAGAAAUGGUCAGAAACCCGACCAAGUUUCAAUUAUAGGCGUUCUUUCUGCCUGUGGCAGGUCAGGAAAGCUGUUGAAUGGGAUGGAAGUUCAUGCUUUUGCUUUAAAAAAUAAGUUAGAUCUUGAACUGCUAGUUGGCAAUACCCUGAUAGACAUGAAAGUGCAGUCAGAAGGAAUGGAUGCUGACAGAGUGAUGAUUGAAAGCAUUCUUCUAGCGUGUCAUGGGUUAAAAUGUAUUUUGAAUGUGAAAGAGAUUCAUUGUUACAUGAUGAGAAGAGAAUUAUCUGAUCUUAUCCUACAGAACACUCUCUUGGAUGUGUAUGGCGAGUGUGGACAUGUAAAUUAUGCAUGCAAUAUCUUUGAUUUGAUUGAAGUAAAAAAUAUUGUAUCAUGGACAAGCAUGAUAUCUUGCUAUGUCCGUAAUGGACUAGCAUAUGAGGCUCUUGAACUUUCAUCCGACAUGGUAAAAUCAGGGGUUGAACUGGACUCUAUUGCACUGCUGAGUAUGCUCUCUGCUGCUGCUGAUUUAUCAGCACUGAGAAAAGGCAAAGAGAUUCAUGGCUAUUUGCUUAGGAAGUGUUUUGUUUUAGAGGGCCCCAUUGCCAGCUCACUCGUGGAUAUGUACGCCAGCUGUGGGACUGUUGACAACUCAUACAAGCAUCUUUCCCUUGGCCAAAAUAUGCCUGUUGCCAUGAAGUUGCAGAUGGUUCACUGUGAGCAACUUCUAACAACCUCUGUGUCAAAUAAGUUUGAGAAUCAGGGCCAACCAGAGGGUGACUGA